Pochonia chlamydosporia 170 is the source of this 1494-nucleotide messenger RNA. RefSeq names its product MATE efflux family protein subfamily. Lineage: Eukaryota; Fungi; Ascomycota; Sordariomycetes; Hypocreales; Clavicipitaceae. Gene Ontology annotation, molecular function: xenobiotic transmembrane transporter activity; antiporter activity. The transcript has a single exon. Gene Ontology annotation, cellular component: membrane. The record is from RefSeq and is a predicted model, not a curated record. The coding region runs from base 1 to 1494 and encodes 497 amino acids. Gene Ontology annotation, biological process: xenobiotic detoxification by transmembrane export across the plasma membrane.
AUGAACAAAUCCCAAGCCCAGUUGGGCAGUCUGCCACCAGUUUACGAACAAUUUCCGGACGAAACGACUCCUCUGCUUCCAGAUUCCUCAGGUCGCUGCAAUGAACCCCGAUCAGAGUAUAUCAAAUGGCUAGGCGAAAUGUGGUUCUUGACAAAGGCGUCUAUUCCCGUCAUUCUCGCCUACAUGCUUCAAAACAGUCUACAAACAACAUCUAUCCUGAUAGCAGGACGCCUGUCAUCCGAAGCCCUAGCCGUCUCUGCCUUUUCCUACAUGUUCGCCAUGGCAACCGCAUGGUUGAUCGCUCUCGGUGGAACUAGUGCACUUGACACGUUGGCAUCAAGCAGCUUCACCUCUUCAAAAGACAAGGGUAAUUUAGGGAUUCUUCUUCAAAGAGGUAUACUCAUCCUCACCGGCUUCUACGUGGUGAUAGUUGUCAUUUGGUGUUUCUCCGAGCAUCUUUUCCGCGCACUUGGACAGCCAGAGAAUAUUUCCGUACAAAGUGCCAAGUUUCUCCAACUUCUUGCCCCCGGUGGUCUCGGCUACGUCUGGUUUGAAUGUAUGAAGAAGUUUCUACAGGCUCAAGGAAUAUAUCGACCCGGAACAUAUGCUCUUAUGGUCACCUCUCCUUUGAAUGCAGUCCUCAACUAUCUCUUCAUCUACACUUUUAACUUCGGAUUAUACGGCGCUCCCAUGGCCACAGGCAUCUCGUAUUGGCUUUCCUUCCUCCUCCUGGUAGCCUAUGCUGCAUUCAUUGAAGGGAGGGACUGCUGGAGCGGACUCAAUUUGAGAAAGGCGUUGUCAAACUCUUGGCAAUUUGCCAAGCUUGCUCUUUUAGGUUUCAUUCACGUUGGAACCGAGUGGUGGGCAUUCGAAAUUGUUGCCCUCGCUGCUGGUCGACUCGGCACGACUGCUCUUGCAGCUCAGUCCGUAGUAAUGACGGCCGAUCAAAUCAUCAACACUAUUCCGUUUGGUCUAGGUGUUGCUGAAUCAGCACGGUUGGGUAAUCUGUUAGGAGCCAAGAAUUCUAAAGGGGCGAGGCGUUCGGCACAUAGUGCGGCUGUCCUCUCCGUUAUUUUUGGCUCCAUCAUCCUCACCGUUUUGCUUGCGACCAGGGACAAUAUUGGAGGGUUAUUUAACGAUGAUGAACGAGUCAUUAGACUUGUUGCUGAUAUAAUUCCCUAUGUAGCGUUGUUCCAGAUCGCGGAUGGACUGAAUGGCAGCUGUGGUGGUGCCUUGAGAGGUAUGGGACGUCAAUGGGUCGGAGCAGUUGUCAACUGUGUAAGCUACUAUGGGGGUGCUCUUCCUGCUGGUAUUUACCUCGCCUUUCAUGGAUGGGGUCUUGCUGGUCUCUGGGUGGGACAAUGUGUGGCGCUUUCACUUGUUGGUGUUUUGGAGUGGAUUAUCGUGGGGUUGAGCAACUGGGAGGAUGAGGUGCAGAAGGCGGCGGAUAGAUUAGGUGAGGAAGAUGGAGAGCAAAGUGUUUUGCCUAGUUAG